Molecule: messenger RNA, 3026 nt
Organism: Sesamum indicum (sesame)
Lineage: Eukaryota; Viridiplantae; Streptophyta; Magnoliopsida; Lamiales; Pedaliaceae
Product: nitrate reductase [NADH] 2
Biological process (GO): nitrate assimilation; nitric oxide biosynthetic process; sulfur compound metabolic process
Molecular function (GO): nitrate reductase (NADPH) activity; sulfite oxidase activity; heme binding
Source: RefSeq, a predicted model, not a curated record
AACCUCGUCUCAUACUUUUCCAACAAAAAAUAAAAAACAAAAAGAAAACAACUACAAAAAUAUUGUCUGAAGAGAAGCAAAGAAGCUUCCUUCUCCUCCCUCUCCCCCAUCCACCACCACCAUCAUGGCGGCUUCUGUAGAGAACCGGCAAUUUGGCCGCCUUGAACCGGCCUUCCAGGGCGUCCCCCGCCCAUUCAAACCCGGUCCGACAUCCCAGCGCCGGUCCGACUCCCCUGUUCGUGGCUGCAACUUCCCUCCAUCCGCCGACAUCACUUUCCCCAACAAGCCCAAUAUGAAUGGCAAUGCCAGAUUUGAUUACUCCUCCAGUGAUGAGGACGAUGAUGACGAAAAUGAUUACUCUUUGGCUAUUAAGAAAGCCAACGCCGAGUUAGAACCAUCGGUUCUCGACUCGCGGGACGAGGCCACCGCCGACAACUGGGUGGAGCGCAACCCCUCCAUGGUUCGGCUCACCGGAAAACACCCCUUCAACGCAGAGGCGCCGCUUCCCCGCCUCAUGCACCACGGUUUCAUCACCCCGGUCCCCCUCCACUACGUCCGCAACCACGGGCCAGUUCCUAAGGCGGUCUACGAAGAAUGGACGGUCGAAGUCACCGGUCUCGUCAAAAGACCCAUGCGGUUCACCAUGCACCAACUCGAAACCGAGUUCCCAAGCAGAGAAUUGCCCGUCACACUCGUUUGCGCCGGAAACCGCCGCAAGGAACAAAACAUGGUCAAACAAACCAUCGGUUUCAACUGGGGCGCCGCCGGGGUUUCGACCUCGGUGUGGCGGGGCGUGCCUCUACGCGCUAUUCUUAAGCGAUGUGGGAUUAUGGGCAAGAAAAAAGGCGCACUCAACGUGUGUUUCGAAGGGGCAGAAGAUUUGCCCGGCGGCGGCGGAUCGAAAUAUGGGACGAGCCUGAAGAAGGAAAUAGCCAUGGAUCCAGCGAGGGAUAUCAUACUGGCUUACAUGCAGAACGGCGAGAAAUUGACGCCGGAUCAUGGGUUUCCGGUGAGAAUGAUAAUUCCGGGCUGCAUCGGCGGGAGAAUGGUGAAAUGGUUGAAGCGCAUAAUCGUUACAACACAGGAGUCCGACAAUUAUUAUCAUUACAAGGACAACAGGGUUCUUCCAUCCCACGUUGAUGCCGAACUAGCCAACGCUGAAGCUUGGUGGUACAAGCCUGAAUACAUCAUCAACGAGUUGAACAUCAACUCGGUCAUUACGACGCCGUGCCACGAAGAGAUAUUGCCCAUCAACUCCUGGACCACUCAGAGGCCUUACACCUUGCGGGGAUACGCCUAUUCUGGGGGCGGGAAGAAAGUGACGAGAGUGGAGGUAACGUUGGAUGGCGGAGAAACAUGGCAAGUAUGUGUGCUGGAUAUUCCCGAGAAGCCUAACAAGUACGGGAAAUACUGGUGUUGGUGCUUCUGGUCACUUGAGGUGGAGGUGCUCGACCUGCUCGGGGCCAAGGAGAUUGCAGUCCGAGCAUGGGAUGAGACCCUCAACACACAGCCCGAGAAGCUCAUCUGGAAUGUCAUGGGGAUGAUGAACAACUGCUGGUUUCGAGUAAAAACCAACAUGUGCAAGCCACACAAGGGAGAAAUCGGGAUCGUUUUCGAGCACCCAACUCAGCCCGGCAACCAAUCUGGCGGAUGGAUGGCGAAGGAGCGCCACCUCGAAAAAUCUUCCAACGAGAACCAAACCUUAAAGAAGAGUGUCUCCUCCCCAUUCAUGAAUACAACCUCCAAAACGUUCUCCAUCUCCGAGGUUAAAAAGCACAACUCCCCUGACUCUGCCUGGAUCAUCGUCCACGGCCAUGUCUACGACUGCACCCGCUUCCUCAAAGAUCAUCCCGGCGGCACUGACAGUAUCCUCAUCAAUGCUGGCACCGAUUGCACAGAGGAAUUUGAUGCCAUACACUCCGACAAGGCCAAGAAAAUGCUCGAGGACUAUAGAAUCGGUGAGCUGAUCACUACUGGCUAUGCCUCCGCGGAUUCCUCCCCGAAUAACUCGGUGCAUGGCGCAAGUAGUAAUCUUCACUUAGCACCAAUUAAAGAAGUUUCGUCGACGACGAGGAACGUCGCCCUUGUGCCGCGUGAGAAAAUUCCAUGCAAACUCGUUGCCAAAACUUCACUCUCUCACGACGUGAGAUUGUUCCGGUUUGCAUUGCCGAAUGAAGACCAAGUUCUGGGAUUACCUGUCGGGAAACACAUUUUCCUCUGUGCCACCAUUGAUGAUAAGCUCUGCAUGCGAGCAUACACACCGUCGAGCACUGUCGACACUGUCGGAUACUUCGAGCUGGUGGUGAAAGUUUACUUCAAAGGGGUUCACCCAAAAUUCCCUAAUGGUGGGCUAAUGUCGCAACAUCUCGACUCCCUGGAAUUGGGUUCUUCAGUAGACGUAAAAGGACCGCUGGGCCACAUCGAGUACAACGGAAAAGGGUACUUCACCGUGCAUGGCAAACAAAAGUUUGCCAAGAAACUUGCUAUGAUCGCCGGCGGGACAGGAAUCACACCAAUUUAUCAAGUGAUGCAGGCAAUUCUGAAGGAUCCAGAAGAUGAUACGGAGAUGUACGUGGUUUACGCAAAUCGAACGGAGGAUGAUAUUUUGCUGAAAGAUGAACUUGAUGCAUGGGCGGAGAAAUACCCCGACAGAGUCAAAGUAUGGUAUGUUAUUCAAGAGAGUAUAAAGGAAGGGUGGACAUACAGUUUGGGAUUCAUCACUGAAAGCAUAUUAAGAGAGCAUAUCCCUGAGUCAUCGGAAACCACCCUAGCCUUGGCUUGUGGGCCGCCGCCGAUGUUGCAGUUCGCGGUGAACCCAAAUUUGGAAAAGAUGGGAUACGAUACUAAGGAAAAAUUGUUGGUGUUUUAGAUUAAAUUAAUAAUAUAUAGUGUAAUAAUUCUGGGUGGAAAUUAUAAUCUCCGUACGUGACUUGUAAAUAAAGUCUAUAUUGUAAUUUUUUCUUCGUGUAUUUUAACGUUGUGAUAUGUCCUCUUCUUGCGGAUAUUUUUCUUUUUCUUUAGUGCCA